CAUUGCAAACUAGCCAGCCCCCAAUUUGCACUUUCAUUUUCCACUUGCACGCUCGCUUGAAUAUAGGGAAAAUGGCGAAAAAAAGAGCCAGAGAAGAUGAUGAAAACGAAGAAGACAAGGAAGAAGAAGCCGAAGAAAUGAAGGAAAAAGAAGACGAAGAAGAAUUCGAAGAAAAGGAAGAAGAAGAAGAUGAAGAGGAAGAAGAAGAAGAUGAAGAGGAAGAAGAAGACGAAGACGAAGAAGAAACUCAGAAUGAAGCAGCUGAAGAGUACGAACAGUACAGAGCUAGGAGAAUAAAAGAAAAUAUGGAGCGAAUGAAGAAUCUGGGCCUUGCUGAACUGUCCAAGAAGCUCAAACCUGAAAAUUCUCGUGCAAAAGGGUCUGUUAGGGCUCCUCCUCACAAGAAGAGACCCUCUUCCGAAGACCCACCUCGACGCUCCUCCAGGUUGACGACUCUGGCUCCUGUAAAUUAUUCUGAAGGAAGAGAAUAUAUGAUAGGAGAGAAGUCUCCAAAGAAUGUGGAGAUUUCUAUACCAGAGGGUGAAAAGCCAGAAGUUUACACAAAAGAGCAUGUAGAGGUGCUAGGCGAUUACAAGAAUAGUUGGACUUUGUUAGAGGAUGGGUAUGAUGAAGAGGGAAUGCGCAUAUAUGAUCCAUAUUAUGGGAAGAGUUGCCAUCAAUGCAGGCAGAAAACAAUCUGUAAGCACACCGAAUGCAGCAAGUGCAACUUAGUCCAAGGGCAAUUUUGUGGAGAUUGCCUUUACAUGAGGUAUGGGGAAAAUGUGAUCGAAGCAAAGGAAAAUCCAAACUGGACUUGCCCUGUCUGCCGUGAUAUAUGCAACUGUAGUCGCUGCAGACGUCGAAAAGGAUGGGCUCCCACUGGUGCAAUUUAUAACAAGGUCUUGGAAAUUGGUUACAAAUCCGUGGCACAUUAUCUUAUUUUAACCCAUUUGCAAAAAGAGAAUGGAGACGAAAGCUCCGUUGAUUUAACUACUGGUUCUGAUGAACCACAAGGAGGUAAUAAUGGAACAACUGAAAAAUACAGUCAAGCAGAGGCAGAAGAAGAACAAGAACCAGGGAGUCAUGACUGUGAAGAUGGCGAUGCUAGUAGUCAUGAGAACAAUCCUGAGUGAUCUGAAGGGAAUGAUGAUUAUUGAAGCAUUUUGUGAACAACAAAUAUAGGCUAAUGUUAGCAAGAUUUUGCAAACACCACAAGCAAUGUUUGGUCCUGAAAAUGUUCAGCUCACAAAAGUAUCAUUUUCUUCACAUUCAUGUUCUUGCAUCGACGUGUAGCUAUUACCUAAUAUGCAUUAUACAAUCUGUUUUGGUUAUUGAAGGUGGAAGAUCUUUCAAUUUGUAUGUGUAUGCUAGCUUGUAAACCACACAGGAGAGCCUGGAGAG
This is a messenger RNA of Cuscuta europaea, 1401 nucleotides long. Lineage: Eukaryota; Viridiplantae; Streptophyta; Magnoliopsida; Solanales; Convolvulaceae. The record is from the annotation of a GenBank genome assembly.